Hylaeus volcanicus is the source of this 2833-nucleotide messenger RNA. Its product is annotated as NEDD4-binding protein 1-like. Gene Ontology annotation, cellular component: cytoplasmic ribonucleoprotein granule; nucleus. Lineage: Eukaryota; Metazoa; Arthropoda; Insecta; Hymenoptera; Colletidae. The transcript is spliced from 5 exons. Gene Ontology annotation, molecular function: mRNA binding; RNA endonuclease activity. The record is from RefSeq and is a predicted model, not a curated record. The coding region runs from base 965 to 2833 and encodes 622 amino acids.
GCAUCACUGUCUGGAUGUACCACUAUUCUAAAUCGACAAAAGGAUAGAAAAUGUAAAUUUCUUUAGCUUUUGUAGUUGAUGAAUAAUAUCUAUUAAAUGCACAAUUUACAAAGUAGUUCAAUAAUGACAAACAAUUAACACUAACUGUAUUAUUGUGUGUUUCGAAAUUACCGAGGUAUAUGAAGUUGGUAUAACGGUGAAGAUACAUUGUAUAUCUGAAUAUAUAACUUUUUCAUUACAAAAUUGCAUAGUAUCCUUAUUACAAAAAUGUACUUCCUUUUCUCUUUAAUAAUAUACACUAUCUAAAAUGAUUUCUUUAUUGUACUUCACCGUUACCGAAUCAGCUGUGGCGUAGCACUGCGUACAAAAAAGAAUAAAGUAGCAGUAGUAGGUAUCAAAUAUGUGAACACGUUUAUACGGAAUAAGAGAAAUUGUGAUAAAAAUAUAAUGAAAACUAAUUUUAUUAUGUUAACUGCUUAGAUAAAUAGAGCGACAUACUUUGUACAAAAACUUCCGCUUAUCGAACUUCAAUAACAUGCUGAACGGUGUCUAGGGUUAUGUUAUCUGAUGUUAUCUAAAAGUUGAUGUUUUUUUAAGUCUUUAUAACUACUUUCUACGACACUAAUCGUAAUUAAUGUCAAAAUUGGGUGAUCACUUUUUUGUUUAUACAAAAUUUCGCUACAAAUAACGAGUUUAACAUGUAACAUGCGCGAAUGUUUAUUCGCAGAAUAAAGUCACCGACACUUCUUGUCGUAAUCUUCGAUAUUUUUGAAAUAUUUACGAAUGUUCAUUACAUCUACAAUAUCGUGUAAAGUUUGUUAACAAUUUUUCAAGUGAAAUUGUGCAAUUCUCUAAGAAAGUUUUCUAGCGGAUGAAGCGUAUUCGUACGUUUUUUUCUCGUUUAAUGUAGAGAUCGGUAUACAUUUUUUCGUGGUAAAUUAAUUAUAAUAAUAAAUGUGCAAACAUGAGUAUGUUAAAUGAUUCUGUAAUAAUUUGCGACACAACGCCAAAAUCAAAUCUAAGAAAAAACCUCUUAGGAAGUAAAAAGUCACCAAAGGGUAGAAAAAGAAAGACCUUUUACGAGAGUCCAUUAAAGCAUAUUCAAUUAAGUACCAAAAGAUGGGAGCAAUUACAAAAACAAAGGAAAUUAAUGAACAAUACCAGGCAAGCUGUCAAGAAACAGAAACUCAACAGAAACUCCUUAAUGGAUGGAGGAUUUCAAGAUAGCAUAAUUAUUUUAAGCGAUAACGAAAGCGAAUCAAACAGUCCUAAUGAACAGAAUAAUCGUAACAAUAAUGUGAAGAAGAAAAAGAAACCUUUGGGAGAAUCAAGUGAAGACAAACAAACAAAAUCAAGAGGAUAUGGAGUAGAAAGUAGUUCAAAGAAGAGAAGAAAAAAGAGCUGUAGUAUAUCGGAUAAUAAUUCAUCUUGUCUUUUGAUAUCAGAUACAGAGGAUUAUGACAAUGUAGCAGUUAGGGUAGACAAUGAAAACAUAGCACCCUCAAAAUCUAUAAAUCAAGGUUCAGAUGAUAUUGUUGUAGUAUGGUCAUCUACAGAACCAUCUUCAUCUGAAAAUGAAUCGGAAGGAAACAAAAGUCAUGAAAAAGACCAAGACAAUGAAAAUGGUUACAGACUUUUCAUGGUAGACUAUAGUCCAAAUCCACAGAAUCUUAUUGAUAUAGAUUCCGAUGAAACAACAUCAGAGGAACCUAAACAGAAUAUUGAAAAUAAAGAAGAUCGAAUAAAGGAUUCCGAUUUACUUUUCAAUAAACCAGGAUUGAAAUUACCUAAAGCUCAUGAUAUAAGUGGAACAAUACUAAUAAAAAAACGAAAGUCAAUUUCGAAUAUGUUAUCAAAAUUAGAACAAAAAAGAUCGAAACUAUAUAGUACAAGAUCAGAAGUACCUAGUACCUCUACAGCAGUACCAUCGACAUCUCAACCACUCAAUAAAUCACAAAGUACAUCUCAACCAUUCAAUAAAUCACAAAGUAUAUCUCAACCAUUCAAUAAUUUACAAACUACAUCUGAACCAACUGUUAUAUGGGAGCCUCCACCUCAACUGUUCAAUAACUUACAAACUACGAUUGAACCAACCGUUGUAUUGGAAUCUACACCUCAACUGUUCAGUAACUUGCAAACUAUGACUGAUCUAGCCGUUAUGUGGGACCCUAUAUCUCAACCAUUCAAUAACUUGCAAACUGCGUUUCAACCAGCCAUUGGAUGGGACCCUACAUCUCAACUAUUCAAUAGCUUGCAAACUAUGUCUCAAGUAUCUACCAGAUGGAAACCUACACCUCAAUCAUUCAAUAACUUGCAAACUACAUCUCAACCAUCUAAUACAUCGCAAACUACGUCUAAGAAGCCCUAUAAAUUAAGGGAUAUAAUCGUUGAUGGGAAUAACGUAGCUAUGGCACACACAAAUAAUAAAGUAUUCUCGGAAGAGGGAUUGAAGUUAGUCAUUGAUUAUUUCAAAAAUAGAGGACAUAACGUGAAAGUAUUUAUACCUCACUAUAGAAGAUCAUUGGCAAACCCAUUACUUGAAAAAUGGUAUAAGGACGACAUAGUAAUUUUUACACCGAGCCGUUAUAUAGAGGGUAAAUGGAUAACUUCUUAUGAUGAUCGAUAUAUAUUGGAAUACGCGACUUUGACCAACGGUAUUGUAAUUUCCUUGGAUCAGUACAGAGAUUUAUAUCGAGAAAACCCAGCAUGGCGAGAUACGAUUGUAAAUCGCUUACUGCCUCCAACUUUCGUUGGAAAUUAUGUUAUGUUCCCUGAAGAUCCUUUAGGCAGAAACGGACCUACACUUGACGAGUUUCUAAGGUGUAAAUUGUAA